AUGACUAUUACCUACACUGACCUGGCAUAUUUUGACGACCUGCUGGUCGACUGCCUGAUCGAUCGGUUGUUCUAUUGGGGGACCAUUCGGAAAGUCCGAGAAUAUAAACCGAUCCGAGGUAUUCCCGAAAAUGAGAUUUUGCAUAUCAUCCAACAAGAACUGAUAAAACCAGAAAAACCCGUCGUUGCGAAUGCAGUAAACCGGCUGGUUAGUUUACGGGCCAUACAAAGUUUUCUGUCUCGGUUUCAAGACCCCUCGGUAAGAAAUGAGUUUGACAAGCAUGCUAAACGGUACCUACAAAUCUAUUUAAAAGACUGUGCAUUUAAUAUCGAAGUUACGGAUCGAUAUAAAGUGAGGACUAAUAAGUCAGAAGCCUGUGUAGUAGCCAGGAGGCCAUAUGAACAAGGUGAGGAUAUUCGUUAUUUAAGUGGAUUUCUGGUACAACUGACUGAUGAAGAGGAAGACGAGCUUAAUCAAAGUAAUGAUAAAGACUUUUCAAUUAUUAAUUCCAGUCGAAGAGGUCGGAACUGCCUCAUGCUGGGUCCUGCCAGGUUUGUCAACCACGACUGUGAACCAAAUGCUCGGUUUGUAUCUGCUGGCAUGAACAUGUCUUUACAUGCUAAACGACACAUUUCUAUUGGUGAAGAGAUUACUGUAGGGUACGCGGAGAAUUAUUUUGGUAAAAACAAUAAGGAAUGUCUAUGUGCGACUUGUGAGGGUCUUGAGAGAAAUGGUUGGAAGUGCCAGAAGGAGGAGGAUGUCGACUCGGAACCUGAAGUCGACACAGACACCGAGGUUCAUACAGAACCUGAGGUUCCCACGGAAUCAGAAGUUCAUAGGGAAUCUGAGGUUCAUAUGGAGUCUGAAGUUCAUAUGGAAUCCGACGUUCACAUGGAAUCCGAUGUACAUACACAAUCCGAGGUGCAUACUGAGGGAGAGGCCAGCACCAUCAUAAAGACAUACUAUGAGACCAUCGAUUCAACUAGUGACAGUGACUCUAGUGACGGCAAGGACGAGGACGAGGACGAGGACGAUGAUGAUGAUAUUCUAGUGACAUCCAGCUCUGUGAAUGGCGUGCUCAAUGCAGAAUCCAGUGCAAAGUCGAUUGAACAAAAUACCGGCACCAGCACAGUCACUAGCACAGUCACUAGCACAGUCACUAGCACAGUUUCUAGUACAAAUACCAGCACAAACACUCGUAAGCUCACCAGUCAAAUCAGGGAACUGCAUUCUGAGUCAACAUCAGCAAUUGCAUCAAGCUCUAUAUCGACCGUGACUUCAAAUGAACCAAAUACAAACCACGAUCCUCUGAAACUAAAGAUCAAUCUGACCUCUUCCAGUACCCGGGGUUACAAAAGACAGUCGCUGACAUUACCCAAUCCCAAGUCGUUUUCACGAAAUACGACAAGCUCGUCACCCUCACUAUCUCCAUCUCCUACAUUAUUCUCACCUCAACGGUCGAGUACACCCUUGUCACAUACCAGUAUCGAGCCAGAAGCGAGUUCCGAAAGCGAAGAUAGCACCCCGACACCAGAAACCGCGGCAAAGAGAGCAUUAAGACCACGCAAGUCCAUGACGUUCAACUUCAGUCUUCGCGGCAAAACUACUACAGUGUCCAAAAACGCACUCUUCGAGGAAUGUCAGACGCAUCAGAAGAAAUUCUACAUGGAACCGUUUAAAGAAGAAAACAAACAGUCUGUUCUCAAAUGUCACAACUGUAAAACACCGUUUAUGCGACCCAAAGAAGAAAAACUGGUACUUCGCAAUCUCAUUAGAAACUACUGUCCCAGAUGUCAUCGACAUUGUAUACUAUACAAUGCAUUCUGGCCCAGUAUGAAGGAACAAGAAGAUAAAAUCGAAGUAUAUCGCAGUCCUUUUGACCAUUCACACGACGACCUUGACUCUACUGACGACGACAAUGAUAAUGACAACAGUCAGAACAGCAGUGAUAAUGACGACGAUGGCGAUGAAAAGAAACUUGUUUUUCAACGAGGUCGACGACGAAGACAACUCGCACCAGCAGUUUCGGACGAAAUCAAACCGCCUGCUCCUCGCAGAGUAUCAGUUUGGCUUGCAAAACGGCAAAAAGAAGACUCGGCCAAAUCAUCAACCAAAACCAAAACCAAAACAAAUUCCUCUACCAUCCCCCAAAAACGGACUAUAAACAGGAAACCGCGAACCAAAAGAGCCAAAAAACUCAAACACGAGCACAAACCCACGCGAACCUCGUCCCGUAUCAAACUCCAACGCAUCGAGCAAGAUCUCCCCCACACCCCCCGCCGCCGUCUCGCCUCACGCAAGCUCCUGGACUCAAUGUAA
Messenger RNA from Sugiyamaella lignohabitans, 2319 nucleotides. RefSeq lists its product as uncharacterized. The record is from RefSeq and is a predicted model, not a curated record. Gene Ontology annotation, cellular component: nucleus. NCBI's taxonomy places the organism in Eukaryota, Fungi, Ascomycota, Dipodascomycetes, Dipodascales, Trichomonascaceae. Gene Ontology annotation, molecular function: histone H4K20 methyltransferase activity; protein binding. The transcript has a single exon. Bases 1 to 2319 code for a protein of 772 amino acids.